UAAAAGGAGUGGGGAGGGAAACGUCCCGAAGCGCACAAUUUACCCGAGCAUUCUGCGUUAACCAAUGUUGAGGUUAUAAACUUCAGAUAGUUCACUUGAGGUGUACGUUGUCUCUUGUUGUUUCUCUUUGUGUUCGUUGCACGUUCUCUGAGCAAUCGAUGGCAGCGAAACUCGCCUAACCCGUGUGUACACGAUACACGAGUUUCUCGCUCGCGGUUCGUCUAUUCCUCAUAAAUCGGUGCGCAUCAAAACAUGAAGGAUAUAUGAUGACAGACGUGCGCUAAUAAUGCGAUUGAAGGGAAAUUGAACUGCGCUCACUGAGGAAUAUCAAGGAGUUCUGGAUAGUCAUGAGAGCGGUGUACCGUGACACAAAAUUCGUGUGAUGUCAAAUAGAUAUCGUCGCGAGGAUAUACACGAGAGCACCGUUGCAGAAUCGAUAUCGGUAAGUUCACGACAAUGUCGAGCACGCUGGUGCAGCAGUUUGUCCAGAGGCUCAAGUCCAGAAAUGAAGAGGCACGGAACAAAGCGGCGAGGGACCUGUGCCUCUAUGUUAAAACGGAGCUGCGCGAGGCGUCGCAGGAGGAGAUCACAGCCUUCAUGGACGAGUUUAAUCACCAUAUAUUCGAGAUGGUGUCCGGGUCUGAUGUGAACGAGAAGAAGGGUGGAAUUCUAGCCAUAGUUUGCCUCAUCGGAGCCGACGUUGGCAACUUUAAUACAAGAACUAUCAGAUUCGCCAAUUAUCUGAGAAACUUGUUGCCUUCCAACGAUGUGGGUGUUAUGGAGUUGGCUGCCAAAACGGUGGGCAAACUGGCGUUGGUUUCAGGUACUUACACGGCAGAGUAUGUGGAAUUCGAGGUGAAGCGUGCCUUCGAGUGGCUAGGUGGCGACAGGCACGAGGGCAAACGACACGCGGCUGUUCUGGUUCUCAGAGAGCUCGCCGUUUCCAUGCCCACAUAUUUCUUUCAGCAAGUGACGCCGUUCUUCGAGCUCAUAUUCAAUGCGAUACGCGACACGAAACCUGUGAUAAGAGAAGGGGCCGUAGAGGCGUUAAGGGCUGCCUUGAUCGUCACUGCCCAGAGGGAAACAGCGAAGCAAAUGCACAAAUCGCAGUGGUACAAGCAGUGCUACGACGAGAUAGUAUCGGGAUUCGAGGAAGUGUACACUAGGGAAAGGGGGGUGAACAGGGACGAUAAGAUACACGGCUCGCUGUUGGUGCUGAACGAGUUGCUGAGGUGCAGCAACAUUCAAUGGGAGAGGAAUUACGAGACAUUGAUGGAACGAUUGAACUGUUCCAACCAGCAGAACGAGAACGACAUAUUGUCGCUGAUGCCGCGAUUGAAAACGACGAUAGUGUCCAAAUGGUCCAGCUCAUCGCAAAGCUCCACCAAUUCGCAACAGACAUUGUACCCGUCUCACGAGUCCGCCGUGUGUCGGUGCCUGAUGCAGGAAAGAUUGGACGACAUAUACAACGACGUGAUGAACCAGAGAAUGUCCAGGAAUCCGCAUAUCCAACACGCUCUCAUGAUGUUGUUGCCAAGGCUUGCAGCAUUCAACAAAGAGAAGUUCACGAAGGAUCAUUUGAGGGAGUCAUUGGCUUAUCUUCUGAUGACCUUGCGCAGCAGAGAGAAGGAUCGAUACGCCGCGUUCACCACCAUCGGUCUCAUAGCAGUCGCAGUGGAAGAUUCGAUAAAUCCUUACCUUUCCAAGAUCAUGGAAGUGAUCAAAAGUUUGCUACCUUCCAAGGAGACCUCCGCCAAAAAGCGCGGCGCGUCGUUGGAGCCCGCGGUGUUCGUUUGCAUAACUUUGCUGGGACACGCGGUGAAACAGGUAAUAGCCGCGGAUGUGAGGGAUUUGCUAGAGUCUAUGUUGCAGACUGGACUGAGCCCCAUUCUGACGACGUCUCUCAGGGAACUGGCACACAGCGUACCGUCGUUGAAGCCUGACAUAUCUCAAGGACUUCUGCGAAUGCUCUCCCAGGUUUUGAUGCAGAAACCUCUGAGACAUCCUGGCGCACCAUGGACCGCGAGCAGCCCCAUCUCCGGACCUCCCACCGAAGUAGAUAUUCCAUCCACGGUUCUAGCGCUGAAGACUCUUGGAACGUUCAACUUCGACGGCAACCCGCUCUUGCAGUUUGUAAGACGGUGCGCCGAUCAUUUCCUCACGUCUGAGCAGGCGGAGGUUCGACUGGAGGCUGUGAGAACGUGUUCGCGGCUGCUACGGUUGGCGUUGAAUCAACCUGGGCCCACGGUGACCAACACCGUCUCCACCGUCCUUGGGAAGUUGUUGGUCGUUGGCAUAACGGACACGGAUCCCGACGUGAGACUCUGGGUGCUGGCUUCCUUGGACGAUUCGUUCGACAUUCAUCUGGCACAAGCGGAGAACCUCUCUGCGCUGUUCAUCGCGAUGAACGACGAGAUGUUCGAGAUCAGGGAGCUGGCGAUCCGCACGAUUGGACGACUGAGCACGAUGAACCCGGCGUACGUGAUGCCCUCCCUUCGCAAGACCCUCAUACAAUUCCUCACGGAGUUGGAGCACUCGGGUAUGGGCCGCAACAAAGAACAAGCGGCGCGUAUGCUGGAUCAUUUGGUCGUCAGCGCGCCGAGGCUCAUCCGGCCGUACAUGGAGCCGAUAUUGAAGGUCCUGGUGCCGAAAUUGAAGGAACCGGAGUCGAAUCCUGGCGUGAUACUGGCAAUACUGCGCGCCAUCGGCGAUCUGGCGGAAGUGAAUGGCGCCGAGAUGCAACAAUGGAUGCCCGAGCUUCUCUCCAUACUGCUGGAGAUGCUGGUCGACGCCAGUUCCCCGGAGAAACGAGGAGUAGCACUGUGGGUGCUUGGCCAACUGGUGGGAAGCACAGGGCACGUUGUCAAGCCGUACAUGCAGUACCCUUCGUUGCUGGACGUGUUGAUCAAUUUCUUGAAAACGGAGCAACAGCUGAUCAUCAGGAGAGAAACGAUAAGGGUCCUGGGGCUGCUAGGUGCCCUAGAUCCGUAUAAACACAAGAUGAACCUUGGCCAGAUCGACUCGCAGUUGGACACCCUCACUUCCAUGGCUGAUACCAAAGGUGAAACCGAGAACACGCAGGACUUGACUACCAGCGAGAUGCUGGUGAACAUGUCAUCGUCGACGUUGGAGGAAUAUUACCCGGCGAUCGCCAUCGCGACGCUCAUGAGGAUCAUUCGCGACCCGACGUUGUCCCAGCACCACACGAUGGUCGUUCAAGCGGUGACUUUUAUAUUCAAAAGUUUAGGGAUUAAAUGCGUUCCGUACAUCUCGCAGGUAAUGCCCAGCUUCCUCAACGUGGUCCGCACGGCGGACGUUAACUUCCGGGAGUACCUGUUCCAACAAUUGGCCGUCCUCAUCGCCAUCGUGAAGCAGCACAUUAGGAACUACCUGGACGACAUAUUCAACCUGAUCAAGGAAUUCUGGACGGUGAACAGCCCGUUGCAGAGCACGCUGAUACUUCUGGUGGAGCACAUCGCCGUUGCACUGGGCGCUGAGUUUAAAAUUUACCUGCCGCAGCUGAUGCCCCAGAUACUGAGAGUACUGACGCACGACACCAGCAAGGACAGAUGGGUGACGGUGAAGCUUCUCCAGGCGCUGCAGAAGUUUGGCAACAAUCUGGACAAUUACCUUCACCUGGUCCUGCCGCCGAUCGUCAAGUUCUUCCACGCCACCGAUUGCUCGAUAACCGUGAACAAAGUGGCACUCGAGACUGUCGACCAUCUGGCAGACACGCUAGAUUUCACGGACUUUGCGUCCAGGAUCGUACACCCGUUGGUACGGACGCUGGACCAGUGCCCGGAGCUGCGUAACACGGCGAUGGACACGCUGUGCGCGUUGGUGAUACAACUGGGGAAAAAGUAUCAGAUCUUUAUCCUGCUGGUGCAGAAAGUGAUGACGAAGCACAAGAUCGUCAACUCCCGUUACGACGUUCUAAUUGACAAAAUUUUGACAGAGACCACCGUCGCCGACGGCGAGGAUUACCUCUUGAUGAGACACCGACACGCCAGGAACAAGAACCGCGACUUGUCGUUGACGUCGUCCGACACGACCACUAUCAAACGGUUGCACGUGUCCGCGUCGAAUCUUCAGAAAGCCUGGACAGCGACGAGGAGGGUGUCGAAGGACGAUUGGCUGGAAUGGCUGAGAAGUUUGUCGAUCGGUCUGCUGAAAGAGUCGCCGUCGCCGGCGUUGAGAUCGUGCUGGGCCCUCGCGCAGACCUACUCUCAAUUACCCAGAGACCUGUUCAACGCCGCUUUCGUUUCCUGCUGGACCGAGCUGGACGACACAUACAAGGCAGAGCUGAUCCAAACGUUGCAACAGGCGUUGAUGGUCCCCGACCUUCCCGAGAUCACGCAGACAAUCUUGAACUUGGCUGAGUUCAUGGAGCACUGCGACAAGGGGCCGUUGCCGCUGGACAACAAAAUCCUGGGCGAGAGGGCGAUGCACUGCCGAGCUUACGCGAAGGCGCUCCACUACAAGGAGGACGAGUUUCACAAGAGCAGGAACAGCAACGUUUUUGAAUCGUUGAUCUCUAUCAACAACAAGCUUCAACAGAAAGAAGCUGCAGAAGGCCUCCUCGAGUACGUUAUGAACCAGAACAAUCAACAAGAUCUAAAGGUGCAGGUACGUUGGUACGAGAAGCUGCACAACUGGGACAAAGCUUUGCAGUUGUACAGAGAAAGGUUGGAGUGCGACUGUACAGACGUGGAGUCGACUCUUGGCGAGAUGCGUUGCUUGGAGGCUCUUGGCGAAUGGGGACAGUUGCAUGACGUUGCCACGAAGCAAUGGUCGCAUCAGACCGACGAGACCAAGCAGAGAAUGGCUAGAAUGGCGGCGGCGGCAGCGUGGGGUUUGAACCAGUGGGAGAGUAUGGAGAAGUACGUCUCCUUGAUACCAAAGGACACACAGGACGGCGCAUUUUACAGAGCCGUUUUGGCAAUUCACGAUGAACAGUACGACAUCGCUCAUCAGCUCAUUGACAGUGCCAGAGAUUUGCUGGACACAGAAUUAACCGCCAUGGCCGGUGAGAGUUACCAGAGGGCUUACAACGCCAUGGUGGAGGUCCAGAAGUUGGCAGAGUUAGAGGAGGUGAUACAAUUCAAAUUGGUGCCAGAAAGAAGAUCCACCAUUAAGUCUAUGUGGUGGGAAAGGCUUCAGGGUGGGCAGAGAAUAGUCGAGGAUUGGCAGAAGAUCAUACAGGUUCGCACGCUGGUGGUUUCGCCCCAGGACGACAUGUACACGUGGCUGAAGUAUGCUAGUCUUUGCAGAAAAAGCGGUAGCCUGAUGCUGUGUCACAAAACGUUGGUCAUGCUGCUUGGAACGGAUCCUUCGUUGACUCCUGAUGAGGAGUAUCUACCCACUACUCACCCUGAGGUGACGUUCGCCUAUUGCAAGCACAUGUGGGUGGCGAACAAACGAGAGGAGGCGUAUGAUCAGCUGCUAAAUUUUGUACAGUGUUCUUUGCUACCGACGACCCUGCACUACGUGCCUCCAGAGGAGCAGAAACAGCAAGAAAUAAAAGAGAUGAGGAAAAGGCUGCUCGCCAGGUGUUACCUGAAGCUCGGAGAGUGGUUGGAAGCUUUGCAGGGCAUAAACGAAGAUUCGAUCCCGGAAGUAUUGUCUUAUUACGCUGCAGCUAGGGAAAACGACCCCACUUGGUACAAGGCGUGGCAUGCUUUCGCGUACACGAAUUACGAGACAGUCUUAUUUUAUAAGCAUCAACAGGGCGACUCGAACAACGAGAGCGUUCCAGCCAAUGGGACUCGCGAGAGUAUUUUUAAUUCGCAGCGCAUAUCUCGAUUCACCGUGCGAGCGGUCGAAGGAUUCUUCAAAUCUAUCAAUCUUUCGCACGGUAACUCCUUGCAAGAUACGCUCCGUUUGUUGACCUUGUGGUUUGAUUACGGCCAAUGGCCAGAAGUGUACGAGGCCAUCGUCGAGGGUAUCCGUCUGAUCGAGAUCAACACCUGGCUGCAAGUGAUCCCGCAGCUCAUCGCUAGAAUAGACACGCCUAGAGCUUUGGUCGGCAGAUGCAUACAUCAUCUUUUGAUAGACAUUGGGAAAACGCAUCCUCAAGCACUGGUUUAUCCGCUGACCGUGGCGUCGAAGAGCGCCAGCCACGCUAGGAAGACUGCCGCCAAUAAGAUUCUUAAAAGCAUGUGCGAGCACAGCCCGACCCUGGUGCAACAAGCGAUGAUGGCCAGCGACGAAUUGAUCAGAGUAGCGAUCCUCUGGCACGAAUUGUGGCACGAGGGGCUGGAAGAAGCCAGUAGGUUGUAUUUCGGCGAGAGGAACGUUCGAGGAAUGUUCGACACGUUAGAACCUUUACACGCAAUGUUGGAGAGGGGACCACAGACUUUAAAAGAAACGUCUUUCAAUCAAGCAUACGGCAGGGACCUGAUGGAAGCGCAGGAAUGGUGUCGCCGAUACAAAACCUCGCGCAACGUCCGCGACCUGAAUCAGGCUUGGGAUUUGUACUACCACGUUUUCAGAAGGAUAUCCCGACAGUUGCCGCAGCUAACUAGCUUAGAGCUUCAGUACGUCAGCCCGAAGCUACUUCUUUGUAGGGACUUGGAGUUGGCUGUGCCGGGGAGCUACAGCCCUGGGCAACCAAUAGUCAGAAUAGCAAGUAUACACAGUUCCAUGCAAGUGAUAACGAGCAAACAGCGACCGCGAAAGUUAUGUAUAAAAGGUAGCAAUGGUAAAGAUUACAUGUUCCUUUUGAAAGGACACGAGGAUCUCAGACAGGAUGAACGAGUAAUGCAAUUGUUUGGUCUAGUCAAUACCCUCCUGUUGCACGAUCCAGACACCUUCCGAAGGAAUCUUACUAUCCAAAGGUACGCUGUGAUUCCACUGUCUACGAAUAGCGGUCUGAUUGGCUGGGUACCACACUGCGACACGUUACACACAUUAAUCAGAGAUUACAGAGAAAAGAAGAAGAUACUGUUGAACAUAGAGCAUAAGAUAAUGUUACGAAUGGCGCCGGGUUACGAUCACCUUAUGCUCAUGCAGAAAGUCGAGGUGUUCGAACACGCUCUUGAGCAUACGCACGGUGAUGAUCUGUCGCGAUUGCUUUGGUUAAAGUCGCCGUCGAGCGAAGUGUGGUUUGAUCGUAGGACGAAUUACACGCGUUCACUUGCUGUAAUGUCUAUAGUGGGAUAUAUUCUUGGCCUCGGUGAUCGACAUCCGUCUAAUCUGAUGCUGGAUCGUUUGAGCGGGAAGAUAUUGCACAUCGACUUCGGGGAUUGCUUCGAGGUAGCCAUGACGCGUGAGAAGUUCCCCGAGAAAAUCCCGUUUCGAUUGACAAGAAUGUUGAUUAACGCGAUGGAAGUAACGGGAAUCGAGGGCACGUAUCGAAGAACUUGCGAGUCAGUAAUGUCAGUGCUGCAUCGUAACAAGGACAGCUUAAUGGCUGUACUAGAGGCAUUCGUCUAUGAUCCUUUGUUAAACUGGCGGCUGAUGGACAACGCCGCGUUGAAAGGUAAAAGAUCUGAUGCUCAGGGGAUGAGUGCCAGUAGCAAUCAAGAACACAGUGACGUACUGGAUUCUCUUACGGCCACAUUGCCAAAGAAAGGAGUACCGUGCAGCGUUGAAAAUGGAGGCGAUACUAAUCAACCAGAGGCGUUGAAUAAAAAAGCGCUUGUCAUCAUAACAAGAGUAAGGGACAAAUUAACUGGACGUGAUUUCUCUCACGAGGAAACACUGAGUGUUCAACGCCAAGUUGAUCUUUUAAUUCAGCAGGCUACCAAUAAUGAGAAUUUGUGUCAAUGUUACAUUGGAUGGUGUCCCUUCUGGUAAACAAAUUUUCGUAAAUGAGGACUUUAAUGUGUAUCAUGUGCAGUCUCGUUCCUGUUUUUUGCAUUUGCAUUUUUUAUUGUUAAGAAGUAAUUAUACGUAGUGUCAUACUAUUAGAGCAUAUUGUACAUAUAUAAGCUAUAUUAUUACAUUGAUUGUAUAUAAUACUCAUGUUAUUCCUGCUUAUAAAGUACAAUGUACAUUAGAAAGAACACGCUUCAGAAACCAUAUGAUAAUCAAUUUUUAUGUAAACAUGAAAAAAAAAGAAUCUGCUCAGGAAUAAGAUUAUAGUAACGAUAUUUUUUUCUUAA
Molecule: messenger RNA, 8105 nt
Organism: Frieseomelitta varia
Lineage: Eukaryota; Metazoa; Arthropoda; Insecta; Hymenoptera; Apidae
Gene: Tor
Product: serine/threonine-protein kinase mTOR
Exons: 7
Coding region: 457-7797 (2446 amino acids)
Biological process (GO): protein phosphorylation; negative regulation of macroautophagy; TOR signaling
Cellular component (GO): nucleus; TORC2 complex; TORC1 complex
Molecular function (GO): protein serine/threonine kinase activity; protein-containing complex binding; protein binding
Source: RefSeq, a predicted model, not a curated record